GUGCCACAGUGGCGUAAUAUAGGAUGUACAACUUGUCAGACAGCAGUCUCAUUUGUAACAUCUGGAUGUUAUAAUAAUCUCUUCAAAGACCGCGCGACUUAUAGAUUUGCUUUUUUUUAAAUUCAAGUCUAUGUUAUUGAUUGUGAUCGCAAUCUAUAUAUACGUAGUAAGUGGUUAGACAACGGCGUUAACAAGUUUCUGUGGUGUAUAAUGUGAUUUGAAUCGGUGAAUCAUCAUCUUAAUCUGUUGGAAGUCGUUGCGGACGGAAGGAGAGUUUUUAUAUUUAAGAAAAAACUUUAAUUAUAAAAGACCAACAUGUACAGUGAUCCAGAAGUUGGAGGGCAGGAGGAUGGAUUCUUCAAUGCUGACAGUUUUUCAGAAAAAUCUGUUAGAUUGGGAUUCAUUCGGAGAGUUUAUGCCAUUUUGUUUCUCCAGAUCCUGGUUACUGGAUUUAUGAUUGCUCUUUUUUUAUAUGUGGAUGCAGUCAAAGUCUACUCUGUGAAUAACCCUUGGAUGUACAUUGUUGGACUCUUAGUAACCUUCAUCAUACUGAUCAUCCUAGCCUGUUGCCCCAACGUUCGGCGCAGCUACCCAAUAAAUUUAAUUCUGCUGACCGUCUUUACUGUGUGCGAAGGCUUUCUGCUUGGAACCAUCUCCAGCCACUAUGAGAAAGAUGAAGUUCUUUUGGCUGUUGGCAUCACAGCAGUCGUGGCCCUUGCCUUGACGGUGUUUGCAUUCCAGACAAAAUGGGAUUUCACCAUGAUGGGAGGAAUGUUAUUUGUGUUUGUCAUCAUUCUGAUUUGCUUUGGAUUUCUGUGCCUAAUAUUCCAGAACAGGAUCCUGAGCAUGGUGUAUGCAUCAAUUGGUGCACUGAUUUUUUCUGCAUAUCUUGUCUUUGAUACUCAGCUGAUGAUCGGUGGAAAACACAAAUACUCACUGUCACCAGAGGAGUACAUAUUUGCUGCGCUGAAUCUCUACCUGGACAUCAUCAAUAUCUUUAUUUAUAUCCUGUCAAUCAUUGGAUUAUCUCGUGAUUAAGCAUCUUCACCUGUCUCGAAUUUUAUUUUAACUGUUCAUUUUUUUUUUUUUUUUUUUUGUCAGGCAACAUCCACCAGAGAGGAGGUAUGUCUUGACAAUUUUUAUGUCUUCACAGGCAGGACUUUGCGCAUUUUAUGGUUAUUACAAAAGUAUUUAUCGUUUGUACCAAAGUUUCCUGUUGGUGCACUGUUGGUAGUGCUACAUGGAUUACUGUUGGGUGUACUAAUUAUGAUUAUUAGCCCUUAUAUACUUGCAUAAAUAUGACAAUGCAUAAACACAAAAUUGGUACUGUAACUGUUUGGUUUAUCAUUUGUGUGUGUGUGUGUUUGAUGGCUUAUUAGUCGCAAUUUUUUCCCAUGGACUUGAAAAUAGUGUUGUUGAAUCAAGUGCAAGCAUAUUUUUAUGAGGAUUCAUGUAGUUGUCAAUGCUUGGUCAUAGACAUUAUCUGAAUCCAAUUUGCACCCUGGGUAUUUACUGAUUAAUACUGACCCACUUCUACAUUUAUAGCCAAAAGAUGCAUUUCAGUUUUGGCCAAAAGCUGAAGCUAUUGAUAGUUUGUGUUAAAAAAGUAAAAGACUUGGAUGACAUUAGAGGAGAAUGGGUAAUGAAAAUAAGAGGUAAAGUUCAGCAUUUAAACUUCUAUUUCCUUUCUUUGUGCAUGUUUUUUCUCUAGAAAUCUAGAAGGUGUAUGUCAUUGGAAUCCACCACUUUUCACAGAUUUCCAAGUGGCAUGCUUUAUCUCUCAAAUGUUUGAAAAUUUGCACAUUGUAACAGUUUAAAAUUUUUCUCAACAUUUGUUUUUUUAUGGGUUGAAAUGUUUUAAAUUGUUCUAAAAGAAAUUGUGCAUUGUACAGUUUUGUCACACAAAAUAAACAAGUUGUCUUUGUGGCAUUUUUUUGUAGCCGUGUAUUAAAAUGGGUAAUUUUUUUUUUUUUGAAGUACAUGUAUAAUAAUUGCUUUUUGUCCAAGAAAUGAGGUAACAUUUUGUAAUGCUGAUAUUUGUGUAAUGUUUUGACUGCCAUUUGUGCUAUAAAAUAGUCACUAGCUAUUUUUUUCUUCGCAGUAAAAAUUUUUCUUGUAUGUGAAAUAAAGCUAUAAAAAGUAUAUAAAAAAAAACAGUCAA
This is a messenger RNA of Pomacea canaliculata, 2161 nucleotides long. Its product is annotated as protein lifeguard 1-like. Bases 316 to 1038 code for a protein of 240 amino acids. The transcript is spliced from 11 exons. The record is from RefSeq and is a predicted model, not a curated record. Gene Ontology annotation, cellular component: membrane. NCBI's taxonomy places the organism in Eukaryota, Metazoa, Mollusca, Gastropoda, Architaenioglossa, Ampullariidae.